Messenger RNA from Leptopilina heterotoma, 1936 nucleotides. RefSeq lists its product as uncharacterized. NCBI's taxonomy places the organism in Eukaryota, Metazoa, Arthropoda, Insecta, Hymenoptera, Figitidae. The record is from RefSeq and is a predicted model, not a curated record. The transcript is spliced from 2 exons. The coding region runs from base 174 to 1049 and encodes 291 amino acids.
AAAAUGGCUUCGUAUUAAUUCGAGACGCGUACAGACCGUACAGACGCGUACGAACCUGUUAUAAGUAUAACCUAUGUAAAUUUUUUUUAACAAAGUUUAGAUCAUACUUUAAUUAUACUUUGUUAACAAGUUAUACAUUAGAAAAAAUCGAAUAAGAAGUAAAACACGAAGAAAUGGAGGCAAUUAGUCAAGGAGGUCAAAUAAUUGGUCUUCUGCAAGCAGUGGAAAUUGUUCCUGACUUGGAAAUAAAACUCGAACAAGAUGCAUACGAGCAGGUGGCUGAAAAUGGAUUCCCCGAUUACGAUCCAACAAAGAGAAUUCCCUCAACAAAUGAUGUUGGUGCUUUAAAUUUAUGGACCAGAGAAGCAACGUCUUGCCUUAUUUCACAAUACAAAAAAUACCGACAGUCCGUUGGUCAAACGACAAAAAUUCGCAGUCUACGUGAAAUGUUUGAAAUGAUAUCAUUCGAAAUGCAAAAAUUUGGAUUUUACUUUAGCGCGCAAAAAUGUGAAAACAAAUGGCGCGUCUUGGAGCGGAAGUACAAUAAUUUAGUAUUUCGUGAGCGACUAAAGAAACCCGGUAAAAUGAGGCAUUAUGGUUAUUGGGAACAUAGACGGGCAUUAGAUGAGAUAUUUAAUGAAAAAAAGAGGCACAUGUAUCUUGAUGAGAGUGAUUUUCCACCGCCGAGUGGUUCGGCUAAAAUAGCAAUGUUGGCAAAAGCGGCGGAGGAAAAGAAUGCGAGUAAUUCUGGCAAGGCAACGAAUAACGAUUCAACUGGAAAUGCUCAGAAAAAUUCUGAUAAUUCAGAUAAUCAAGUAGGUGCAGUGAAAUCAUUACUCGAACAAUUUCUAGCUGAUAUGAAGCAACAAUUUAUCAUGAUUGAGAAAAAUAAUGAAAGGAGACACAAAGAGGAGAUGAUGAUUCGUCAAACUGAAUUAGAAGUGCAGAAAAGAAUUCUUAAAUUAAAGGAGCAAAAACUAGAAUUAAAAAAGUCACAGAUAAUUGCAGCGGUACAAAAACUGGGUAUUGACAUGAAACAACUCGAAUGAUUUUUUUUUACCUUUUUUAUUUUUUCCCCUCUAAAUAUUAAUUUUCCAUGUCAUUUUUUGUUUGCAAGAUAUGUUAAUUUUCCAUUUUACAUAUUUGUCACUUUGUAAUUUUUUACAUUUAUAAACCAUUUUUUUACGUUAUUAGAAUGGACUAUAACAAAAAUUUUGUAUUAGGCAUUUAUUUGCUGUAUAAUUAUAACUUUUCCUAUACCUACGUUGACUUGUUAACAUUGCAGUAAAAAUAGUGAAAAAAAACAAUUUAUACUUAAAUAUUAAAGUAUUAGUUUAAAGGCAUAUUUAAUGUAAAUUUUUGUAUAAAAAUAAGUUUAAAAUGUAGUAUUAGUGAAACUGUCCUAAUUGUUCCAUGAAACAUUAAACUUGAUUUAAUUUUUUCUUAAUAAAUUCAGUUUUAUUUUUUUGAAAGUCUUUUUGUUUAUAUAAUUAGAAAGCAUUUUUAAAAAGUUAAUUUUCUUUUAAAAACUUUCCAAAUUCCUUAAUUUAUUUUUGUGAGGCAAAAUAUUUUUCUUUCUAAAUAUUUAAUACUUUUGUCAUAGACCAAAAGGAAAUUAUAAAAAAAACACAAGCAGUACAUUCCAGUUAAACUGGAAUUAAUUUCUAUAUAAUAUGUAUAAAAUAGAAUAUACUUGUAAAUAUUUAAUUUUAAUAUUAAAAUAUUUAUAUAGUUUACGUGUGUCCGCUCUGUAGAUUUAUACAUACUGUAAAAAAAAAUGUGUUGCUGAAAUGUAUAUUUUUUUCAAGAAACUGUAAUUACUAUAGUGUUGUUGAAAAAGAAAUUUUUCUUCUCAUCUUUGAAAAGAAAAUCGAGAAGUUGGUAAGUCGAAUUGUAGUUUUCAGGCGAUUUGAAAAUAAAUUUUAUGAACACUGAA